Penicillium brevicompactum is the source of this 1083-nucleotide messenger RNA. RefSeq lists its product as uncharacterized. The transcript has a single exon. The record is from RefSeq and is a predicted model, not a curated record. Bases 1 to 1083 code for a protein of 360 amino acids. Lineage: Eukaryota; Fungi; Ascomycota; Eurotiomycetes; Eurotiales; Aspergillaceae.
AUGGCCAUGCUGGGCUUCAGACGGGUCAUCCAGCGUCUCAGCCCUGGCAAAGAUUCAUUAAAUACCAAUCCUAUACCGACCACUGACCCCCUGAUCACUGCAGAAGCGCCACAAGUCUAUCUCCCGCAUGUGGACACGCAAUUGAACAUGCACCAGCAUAACGAUCUCGAAGAAGCGGUCACCGAUGCCCACACGCAGAAUGGUACUUGCCAUCCCACUCCCCCACACUCCGCCCAUUCCAGCUCACAUUCCCCAGGUGACUAUACCACCCAAGCUUCGAACCCGUCCGUAUCCGAGACAAAUGGCGAUGUUCCCGCGACAGAAUGGUCCGCCGUCGGGCACGCAGCGACUGGCAAAUCAGGGCGCGUCAUCCACAACCUGCAGGAGGAGAUCGCACGAUUGACGCGCGAAUGCUCGGUACAAAAGUCCCGCGCAGAGGAGUACCAAAGGACGAACGAGGCCUACAAGAUCCAACAACAGAAUAUGAACGAGCGGCUCCGCAAUCUCGAGCAAGUGAAUGACACGAACCUCAAUUCGAUCGCGCGCAAAGACCGCAAGCUGGAGGAACUCCGGGUCGAGCUCCAGGGUGAGCGGAAUAAGCGCCGAGAUGCUGAGGAGUCGUCAAAUCAAACGAAUCAGACGAUGUUCGAGGAGCGGGAAAUUCACAAUCGGGAGCAAGCUCGGCUACAGGAACAAGCCAAGUUCUACGAGACACAAUAUGAAGUGUUGUCCAGCUCGAAUAAACGCGAUAAAGCCGAUUCUGCGAAACGCAUCAAUGCAAUCUGGGCGAGGGUUGAGACGCUUGCCGGUGCCGAGACAACCCAUAUACACUCUACAGAGAGGCUGGAGGUUUUGGCGGAUCAGAAGAACCGCGAGGUUGAUGCGCUCAAAGACUCUUAUGAGAAAUUGCUCGCCAAGCACACUGAAUAUAAGGAUAUGAAGGAGAAAGAAUUCCGGGACACGAUUGAUGCGGCCAGAUCAAACAACGCGGCCAUCAAUGACACUCUUGCCAAACUCAAAGAGACGGAGACGGAGAUGAAAUGGGUUAUGCGUCUCCACACCAGUCGCGAAGGCAAAGAAUGA